Messenger RNA from Equus quagga, 414 nucleotides. Its product is annotated as gastrotropin-like. Gene Ontology annotation, molecular function: fatty acid binding. The record is from RefSeq and is a predicted model, not a curated record. Gene Ontology annotation, cellular component: cytosol; nucleus. Gene Ontology annotation, biological process: fatty acid transport. The coding region runs from base 28 to 414 and encodes 128 amino acids. Lineage: Eukaryota; Metazoa; Chordata; Mammalia; Perissodactyla; Equidae. The transcript has a single exon.
UCUCUGGCCUCCAGCUCUCCCGGCAGCAUGGCCUUCACCGGCAAGUACGAGAUCGAGAGUGAGAAGAACUACGAUGAGUUCAUGAAGCACACUGGGAUCCCCAGCGAGACUACUGAAAAGGGCCAAAACUUCAAGAUCAUCUCGGAGGUGCAGCAGGAUGGGCAGAACUUCACCUGGUCCCAGCACUACCCCGGGGGCCACCCCAUCACCAACAAGUUCACCAUCGGCAAGGAGUGUGACAUGGAGACUGUGGGGCGCAAGAAGUUCAAGGCCACUGUGCAGAUGGAGGGUGGGAAGCUGAUGGUGGACUCCCCCAACUUUCACUUUUCCUCGGAGAUUGUGGGGGACAAGCUGGUGGAGACAUCCACAGUCGGGGGCGUGACCUACGAGCGCGUGAGCAAGAGGCUGGCCUGA